GUUAAAUCAUGCCUAGCUCGGUUGAGUGCAAUCGAAUUGUAUUUUAACAGCGAUUUCCAUGUUGCUCAAGUCAGUCAGAACUUUAUGAGUUUCUCUGCAGUUUUACAAAGUAUUGCUACAGAUGUGGAUGGGAAUAUGAUUUGCCGGCUGUGUAUAAGUUGAAAAUAGUCGUUAAAUAACAUAUCUCUCUAUCGAACUGAUGGAAUUGUGCUUGAAGUCGUGAUAAAUCAAAGAGACUAAAAAUGGAUGAUCAAACGCAGUCAUUCCUUCGCAUGUCAACUUUAAGUGAGUGUCAAAAGUUGUACAAGUCAGAUGCAUGCCCGAAUGAAUUUCUUCAAUACAAUCCACAAGGCAAUGUCUUAGAUAGAGUACCCGGAAAAAGCUCUAAUGACAUACUUUCUAAUGAAACUUCAAGCUCUACAUUGGAAACGAGCACUAAUCCAACAUUUAAUUUGGAGAAUUCAUCUGAAACCUUAAUUGGAUUAAAUGGACCACCUCCCCAGCACAAUAAUGAUUUGGCAACAAAUCCGACACCGCCAACGUAUGGGAAGAAGCGCAAAAAUUCCUUAAUGGACGAAAAUCCAACAUUAAAAAAAGGUGUUGUACCAAACAAUGAGGAUAAGAAAAAUCUUCAUUUGCGUAAAAAUAUCCGCGAUGUAAUGAACGAAAAAAAUUUGGAUACCACAACUAUUGCUGCUCAAAGGGAAGAAUCUGAACGUUUAGCUCGGGUAGCGGGGCAACAAAAAUCAUUGCGUGAAAUUCAAAAACAAGUCGUUAACAAACAGUUUUUCCGAAUCUUGCAAUUAGAUGAUACGGAACCAUUGGAAAGUGAUUCUUUGCCAAAUCAUCUAAAUGAUACGCCGAUUGGCAUACCAGAGGAAGACUCAACAUCAGUAACAUGUGAUGAAACAAACAGUAGUUUUAGUUGUGGCAUUGACAGUGAAUUAAACAAAGAAGCUAUUAGCGGCGGACCAGCAAGUGAAGUUGUAACUAUUGAAGACAGCUCCGAUGACGAUUGUAUAUUGUUGUCAGAAGAAGAGGAGGAGGAAGACAACAAUGAACCUGAAGAUGCUACGAAUAGUGGUAUGCAUGUGAAAGAUGCUUAUAAUAUACCAGACGAGUAUGGUCGCGUAGUAGUUAAUAUUGCACACCCCGAAGGUGAAGAAACUUUAUAUUUGGCUCCACAGAUAGCUAAAGUAAUAAAACCGCAUCAAAUCGGUGGCGUAAGAUUCUUAUAUGAUAACAUAAUUGAGUCUUUGAGAAGAUUCAAAAAAUCAAGCGGCUUUGGAUGCAUACUUGCCCACUCCAUGGGUCUAGGAAAAACGCUACAAGUUGUUUCUUUCUGUGAUAUAUUUUUAAGACACACACCUGCAAAAACAGUACUAUGUGUAAUGCCCAUUAAUACGUUGCAAAAUUGGUUGAGUGAAUUCAACAUGUGGAUUCCCCGUCAAUCCGAUGAUAAAAACGUUCGUACACGUAACUUCGACAUUUAUGUUCUAAAUGAUCAACAGAAAACUCUUACUGCCCGAUCUAAAGUCAUUCUGAGUUGGGCACAAAAUGGAGGAGUACUUCUGAUCGGCUACGAGUUGUUUCGUUUAUUAGCUUUAAAGUUAGUUACUACCCGUAAAAGAAAGGGAAAAUCCAUUUAUGGCUCCGACGGAAUGGACUCCCACAGAGAUCUUAUGAAUGUGGUUUGUGAUGCCCUUGUAAAGCCUGGGCCAGAUCUGGUUAUCUGUGAUGAAGGGCAUCGUAUUAAGAACUCUCAUGCGGGCAUAUCUUUGGCCCUGAAGCAGAUACGUACGCGCCGCCGAAUUGUGUUAACUGGAUAUCCUUUACAAAACAACUUACUGGAGUAUUGGUGUAUGGUAGACUUUGUUCGGCCAAAUUAUCUGGGCACACGAACGGAAUUUUGCAAUAUGUUUGAAAGACCGAUACAAAAUGGUCAGUGUGUUGAUUCCACUCCCGAUGAUAUAAAAUUAAUGCGAUAUAGAGCUCACGUGCUGCAUUCUUUGUUGCUCGGAUUUGUACAGCGGCGUUCCCAUAUCGUUUUGCAAAGCACUUUGCCAGAGAAAUUGGAGUAUGUUAUACUUGUACGAAUGACGCCAUUCCAACGAAAGCUUUAUGACACGUUUAUGACUGACGUUGUCAGAAAAAAGGCAUUUCCAAAUCCCUUAAAAGCAUUUGCAGUUUGUUGCAAAAUUUGGAAUCAUCCAGAUGUAUUAUACAACUUUCUAAAAAAGUGUGAGACUGAUUUAGAUUUAGAAAUUGAUGAAGAUCCUCCAAAGACCAGUUCAAUCUCAGCAGUGGAUACUAAUCUGCCCCUAAACAAUCCAACUAUUUCACCGAAGAUAGAAACUAAUAAUGCAGCUUGUGCCGCUCCUAUAAAUCCUCCUAAGUUGGAUAACCCACCAACAACAGAAGAGAAUGGAGAACUGUUGAAUGUAUGUCCAUCUUCAGAUUUAUCUGAAACCUCCAAUAAAAGGACAUCUGCUAAUCUCUAUGUGGAAAAGGAAGAUCAGCUGAAUCAUUUAAAUACUUUCAAUUCCUAUGCAAAGGGAAACUAUUGGCUGGAUGCAACUAUACCUUCUAAGCCCAGUUGUGUUGAAGUCUUGAUAAAGCAGACCGAUUCUAAUAUAGCAAAAGAUUUUGAGAACCUUACCGGCUCUUCCGAAAUAGUAGACUUGGACACAAACGAAAUCAAAACUGUUGAAACAACCAUACAGUCGAACCCUACACUCCAACAGAAAUAUGUUGACGUUAGCAAAAACCAAUUUCUAGACGGUAAUUCGCCAACUACUAAGGGUUCCAGCGGUAUAGGCUCCGAAAUUAAUAGGCAGGUGCUGAAGACAAGGAGAAAUGAUGAAUUCUCAUGUUCCUGGGCCGUGGAUUUAAUGAAAGAUUACAUUCCCGGACAAAUAUCAAAUUCUCCGAAAAUGGAAAUUUGUUUUUGCAUUUUGAAAGAAAGCAUAUAUAUGGGCGAUCGUAUACUGUUGUUCAGUCAAAGUCUUUUAACUUUGAAUUUGAUAGAAGGAUUUCUAAAAACAAGCUAUGUUCCAGGAACCAACAGCUUUUGGACACGAAACAUUUCAUAUUUCCGUUUGGAUGGUUCCACUUCAUCCCAAGAAAGAGAAAGGCUGGUCAACGAAUUCAAUGCAAAUACAAAUAUUAAAUUAUUUUUAAUAUCUACCAGAGCGGGCUCUUUGGGUAUUAAUUUGACAGGAGCGAAUCGAGUAAUAAUUUUUGAUGCAAGCUGGAAUCCUUGUCAUGAUACACAAGCUGUAUAUAGAAUAUAUAGAUAUGGGCAAAGAAAACAAUGUUAUGUAUACAGAAUUGUAAUGGAUAAGUGCUUAGAGAAGAAAAUAUAUGACAGACAAAUUAAAAAACAAGGAAUGUCAGACAGAAUUGUAGACGAAUGUAAUCCCGAAGCCCAUCUGUCGAUUAAAGAUAUUACAAAUUUAUGUCACGACUAUGACUCGGACGAUGAAACGGUGGUCGAGAAAAGCAAAGAAACUGCCAUAAUUCCAGAGAAACAAAACAUCACCUUAAAUACCUCAUCUCCCAUGAAUGCAGAUGAAGUGGAAGAGGAUUCGAAACCGUCAGCAAAAAAUCAUUCGGAUGUUAUAAUAAAUACAAUAAUUGCUCGACACAAAGAAUUCAUUACGAAAGAUCCAUUUUUCCAUGAAAGUUUAUUGGUCGAUCGAAAAGAUAGAAAAUUAUCGCAAGCUGAAAAAAGACAAGCUCAUCGGAGCUAUGAAAUGGAAAAGAAGGCCAGCGUAAAUCAAAAAUUGGCAUACACGCCUGGAAAAAUGCAUUAUAAAGUUGUAAACAAUGACGGAACUGUUAUAACUCGUCCAGUAGCAUCAAUAAGACCAAUGCCUACAAAGAAAACAAACAAUGCUGCUUCCGGAGGCCGCUCGACCCGAUGGAUUCCCGCUGAAGUGUGGCAACGACAGGGAAUGACCGCUCAAGAGAUGACGUUACCCCUUGAUGUCGUUAUACCAACAAAUUCAUCCGAAAAGGCGAAUAUAAUCCUUAAGGCUGGACAACGAGUGAUGGUGCUUAAGUCAUCAAAAGGCAUAUAUAUGCAAUUAGAUAGCGGAAAGAUUAUUGCUAUAAGGACUACAACAAAACCUACCGACUGCGACAAAAACAGCAAAGGGGAUGUUAUAGAUAUUACAUCUGACUGCGAUAAUGACACACCCAAACAGAAGUCGUCAGAACUAGACAAUUCAAAAGAUAAAUGUAACGGGGAAAAAAGGGACAGUAAAACAAAUGAAGAAGUUAAUCAGGUUAUCGCACCGACUCCUGCCUUUACAGAAACUAGGACUCAGGAGCACCAUAAUGAGAUGGAACACCAGCAAAGUCUUAAUCAACCACAGACCUCCGAGUGCCGGCCUCAACCGCAACACCAGAUGCAACGAGAAUUAGACUACUCACAAUCACAGCAACCAUAUAAGCACCAAUCACAAAUGUCUUCAGCUAGUGAAGGUUUUAAUAAUUCUAUUAAUGUACAAUCUAGUGUACCAAUUACUCAGCCAGGCGUUUCUGAACAAAAAGUUAGUGAGAAUACCUACUUUCAUAGGGAUAUUCAACACACAUUUCCCCCUCAAUAUUACGACUAUUACGACAAUAAGAAUAAGCCCACAACAACGAACUAUCAUCUUAAUGAGUAUGCUCCAUAUAGUCCUUUUAAUUAUGCUCCGUACCAUUCAAACAUUCAUUCAUCGGCCGCAUACGGCAGUGGGUCUUCAGCGUAUGUAAAUUCACAUCCUUUUCCAAGACCGCAUUGGACUCCAGUUGUAAAUUCACCCCCAACAAAUGAAUCUUUUCGACAGCACUCAUAUCUAGGGAAUAGUUACCAAAUAAAUGAGUGGUCUCCUCCGUAACAAAAGUAAAAUUAGUUGGCAAUUAUUUAUUUUAGAUCAAUAUAUGCAUGGUAUUCUUUUUAUUAUGAACAAUAACAUUCAAAAACAUUAUAUCUAAGAGUGUCCUACAUACAAUAAAUUAAGUUAAGACUUAGCCUAUUUCUAUAAAGAAUGAGAAUGGUAUUUAAUAAAGAAGAUGUCUAAAAUUACAA
Scaptodrosophila lebanonensis is the source of this 5077-nucleotide messenger RNA. RefSeq names its product helicase ARIP4. Gene Ontology annotation, molecular function: ATP binding; ATP hydrolysis activity; ATP-dependent chromatin remodeler activity. NCBI's taxonomy places the organism in Eukaryota, Metazoa, Arthropoda, Insecta, Diptera, Drosophilidae. The record is from RefSeq and is a predicted model, not a curated record. The transcript has 8 exons. Gene Ontology annotation, cellular component: nucleus. The coding region runs from base 243 to 4886 and encodes 1547 amino acids.